AUGAUUGAUUUAUUUGGUUUUCUACGUUUUAUAAUCAAUUUAAUACUUUAUCCAUUUGCUGUAGCAUUUCUUACCUUUUAUCGUUGUUUGCAAUGGUUAGGCUUACAACCAAUUGCUUAUAAUUAUCAAGAUCAAAUUGUACUUAUAACUGGUUCAGCAAAUGGUCUUGGAAGAGAAAUAGCGUUGACAUUUGCAAGAGCUGGUGCUUCAUUAGCACUUUGGGAUAUUGAUGAUAUUGGAAAUCGUGAAACUCAACAACAAUGUUUAGCAAUUUUACAUAGUCAUAAUUAUACAAGUCGUGUACGAAUAUAUCAUGUUGAUGUAACACGUGCAACUGAAGUUUAUGCAUAUGCAGAACGAGUUCGUUAUGAUCUUGGACAAAUAUCAAUACUUAUUGCUAAUGCUGGAUAUGUUAGUGGUCGAUCAUUAUUAACUGAAUCUGACGCUGAUAUUGAACGUACAUUUGAUGUUAAUUCAUUGUCACCUAUUUGGUUAAUUAAAGCAUUUUUACCUUACAUGCUUGAUGCUAAUCGUGGACAUGUUGUUCUUAUUUCUAGUGUUCUUGGUAUACAUGCUUGUCAUGGUCCAGUAACUUAUGUUUCAUCAAAACAUGCUAGUUUAGGUCUAAGUCGAUCACUUCGUCUUGAUAUUCAUGCAACGCAUCCAAAUUCUCGUGUAUUUAUUCAUUGUAUUUGUCCAUAUUUAAUGCGAACAAAAAUGUUUAAUCCAAUGCUCACUCAGAUUUCAUUGAAAUUCAUAGUACCAAUUAUUUCUCCACAUUAUGUUGCUAAACAAGUAUUAGAUGCUAUUGAAUGGCGUCGAAAUGAAGUUAUAUUACCAUAUCAUUUAAAAUAUAUUGGUUUUAUUAAUGAUUAUCUCUUACCGGCAUGGUUUUCUGAAUGGUUUUUAUUUCAAGUAUCGGGUAAACGACCAUUGGAUGCAUUUAAUAAAGAUAAUGAAGAAGAUACUCGUGAAAGAAGAAGAAAACAAGUCAAUACAGGACAAGCAGAAAAUAUUGAUUUAAUCUGA
This is a messenger RNA of Adineta steineri, 1029 nucleotides long. Lineage: Eukaryota; Metazoa; Rotifera; Eurotatoria; Adinetida; Adinetidae. The record is from the annotation of a GenBank genome assembly.